This is a messenger RNA of Impatiens glandulifera, 1659 nucleotides long. Its product is annotated as protein JINGUBANG-like. NCBI's taxonomy places the organism in Eukaryota, Viridiplantae, Streptophyta, Magnoliopsida, Ericales, Balsaminaceae. The record is from RefSeq and is a predicted model, not a curated record. Gene Ontology annotation, molecular function: protein binding. The transcript has a single exon. Bases 51 to 1376 code for a protein of 441 amino acids.
UCUCUCUCUCUCUCUAUACACAUCUUCUCCAAUUUCAGUUCUUGGAAAAAAUGAACAGCUACAUAAAACCGAAUGGCGGCGGUGGCGGCGGCGGCGGAGGUGGGUCAGGUUCUCAUCGUCUAAAGCUCGGAGCUUUCCUUCAUUCAGAUCCCGCACUUUCAAACAGUCUCAAGGAAUCCCAUUCCCGUCCUAGCAAUUCGUCUCUUGGAAGCCCGUUUCGCGGCGGCGGCGGAAGCGGCGAUAGAUCUCCCGAUGAAAUGACCGAUUUCGCCCCUUCACCUUCUCCUUACAUAAUGUCGCCCUAUGCAAAAUCGCCAUGGUCUUUGGCUCCUAAUCUUCUUCCUUCAAAUCAUAACGGCCUCAUUUACACUCUAGUCCGUGAAGAGGGUCAUGUCUAUUCACUCGCCGCUUCCGACGACUUUCUCUUUACCGGAUCGGAAAGCAAGAACAUCCGGGUAUGGAAACAAAUGAAGGAAUUCUCCGGUUUCAAAUCUAACAGCGGCCUUGUCAAAGCCAUAGUCAUUGCCGGCGACAAAAUAUUCACCGGUCAUCAAGACGGUAAAAUCCGUGUCUGGAAAUUCUCACCGGAAAAUACCAAAAAUCCUCACCGGCGACUCGGAACCCUUCCCCGAAUUAGAGAUUACAUCAAAAGCGCUUUCAACCCUAAUAACUACGUUCAAGUACGGCGACACGUAAGCGUUCCAUGGAUAAAACAUUACGACGCCGUUUCAUGCAUGAGUUUGGACGAAAAACAGGGAAUUCUUUAUUCCGGUUCAUGGGACAAAACAUUCAAAGUUUGGAGACUUUCCGAUUCAAAAUGUUUGGAAUCUGUUAUAGCCCAUCACGACGCCGUUAAUUCAAUCGUAACCGGAUUUGAUUGUCUCGUAUUCACCGGUUCAGCCGACGGGACGGUGAAGGUUUGGAGAAGGGAAUUAAUGGGGAAAACAACAAAGCACGUUCUUGUUCAAACGUUGUUGGAACAAGAGAGUGCCGUGACGGCGUUAGCGACGGUGAUUCCUCAAGGAUUGAUUUACAGUGGGUCAUCAGAUGGGCUCGUAAAUUUCUGGGAAUCGAAGAAGAGAUUAUCUCACGGCGGCGUUUUACAUGGUCACAGGGCGGCGGUGCUCUGUCUCUCCGUGGCGGGUAAUUUGGUAUUGAGUGGAUCCGCCGACAAGAGCAUUUGUGUAUGGAAAAGAAACAUGGGAGGUGACCAUAGUUUCUUGUCGAUGUUAACCGGGCACGGCGGUCCAAUAAAGUGUUUGGUAAUGAAGGAGGAUUGUGAACCGACGUCGGAAGGGGAUAGGAAAUGGACUGUGUAUAGUGGAAGUUUGGAUAACUCGGUUAAGGUAUGGAGGGUUUUGGACGAGCAAAUGUGAAAGUGUAAUUCACGCGCCGCCGCCGUGAAGUGGCGGUGAAGAAGAAGAAGAAUGGUAGAUUGAAGUACAAGUUGAUGAAUGAGAGGCCCGGUUCAGGUCCCAAAUUGAAAAAAAGUCGGUGAAUGGUGGGGUCCAUUACUAAUUUUGUUUGUCGUUGUUUAAGAUUGAUUUUUUUUUUUUAUAUUACGACAGCUUCCAGAAUCAGCAUGCCACAUCAUCAUCAUGAUCAUAUAAUGUACAGUCAUUUUCCUGGUAUAAAAAUAAAGAGAUAAUUAAUAGUGCA